AUGAAACGUUUUUUAGGCAUUGAGCAUGUCCCCAACACUACCUCUAUCCCACUUAAGGCGACACUUGAUGCUUUGCUUUCAAGACAUGGAUUAAGUAUCGCUAAAUUGUGUGGGCAAGGUUAUGACGGGACUAGUAAUAUACAAGUUGAAAUCGAUGGGCUCAAGAGACUAAUUUUGAGUGAAAAUAAAAGUGCCCAUUAUGUUCAUUGUUUUUCUCAUCAACUUCAACUUACUCUUGUUGCUAUAGCAAAAAAGCACUCGAAGAUUGGUGAUUUCUUUUGUCUAGUAAACAAUGUUGUGAAUGUUGUUGGAAGUUCAUGCAAACGUCUUGAUUUUCUUCAAGAACAACAAGGUGCGGAAGUUAUUGAAGCACUUAAUUUAGGUGAAAUCCCAAGUGGUCGAGGCCUCAAUCAAGAAACUUCUCUAUCUAGGGCAUUUGACACAUAUGUGCUUGAUAUGAUAGAGAAAGAUGGAUUAACUCAUGAACAAAAGUAUGAAGCUUGUCAACUAUCAAAUGCGCUAUACUUAUUUGCUUAUGUGUUUUGCCUACACUUCAUAAGAAUUAUGUUGGGAAUUACCAACAAAUUAUCUCAAGCAUUACAAAAGAUAGAACAAGAUAUUGUGAAUGCGAUGAACUUGGUUAGAGUUUGUAAACAUCAACUACAAGAACUGAGGGCUGACAAUGACAAGUGGGAUUCUCUAUUUAAUCAAGUUACUUUGUUUAGUGAGAAACAUGAUAUUGAUGUUUGUAACAUGGAUGAGAUGUUCUUACUUCCUGGACGGUCAUGCCGAAAUGCUCCAUGA
This is a messenger RNA of Cynara cardunculus var. scolymus (artichoke), 804 nucleotides long. RefSeq names its product zinc finger MYM-type protein 1-like. Bases 1 to 804 code for a protein of 267 amino acids. NCBI's taxonomy places the organism in Eukaryota, Viridiplantae, Streptophyta, Magnoliopsida, Asterales, Asteraceae. The record is from RefSeq and is a predicted model, not a curated record. The transcript has 2 exons.